AUGUCCGGCUGUGAUCAUUGUACGGUUCUUCACGGCGUGUGUUGCCAUUGUGGAUCGUCCGUUGAUGGACAGCAGAUUUUCAAGCGAUGUGGGCAUUGGGUGGUUCGACACGGUCGCUGCUGCCGAUGCGGAUCUCCCCAACCCAACUGCCUACCAUUCGAUUACAUCUCCCAAGGCUUGCACUUGAGUUACGAGUUCGUGGGAUCGGCCAAACGCCUGGUGACGGAGAACUCUUUACGGAGGAAGAAAAAGCUCCACUUGGUUCUCGGCCUGCAGUGCAUUCUCGUACACUGCCGUCAUGUCUCGCGUCUUUCAAACGGAGAAAAGUAUCUGCUAGAAGAAAUUGAGUCGAGGGAUGAUCUGUGGGUCGUGGAAGCGCUCGACGUGCUGGUAAAGUUACGGCCUUUCGUCCGUGAAUUCCUCCGGGAAGCAAACGAGAUGUUCACAAUGUAUGUGUACACACAUUUAUCCCCCGAGUGGGCAGAAGCAGCGUUGAAGUUUCUGGAUCCUCAGAAUGUGUAUUUCCGACAUCGGGUCAUUACUUGUCCAGACAAUACUUACGAUAUGAAGACUCUCGAUCUUGUCUUGGCCGAAGAACGUGGUGUAGUUAUAAUUGAUAACAGAUGCCGAGCGUGGUGGCCAGAACACAGGAGAAACUUGCGGCCGAUCGCGAGUUACGGAUAUUUCGAACCGCGGAGGACGGUGGUAGACGUUGCGAAAUCCAUCAAGAGAAAGCUGUUUGGAUGCGUAACUAAUCAGAAUAUUCCGAUCCAUCGCGACGAGAGCGAAAAGGAUGGAGCUUUGGCGAAUGCUCUGGCGUUUCUCAAGACAGUUCAUGAAAAGUUCUUCCGAUAUGUUCAUCAAGAUACCGUUUAUCCAAGAGACGUUAGGGUUUUCUUGCAUCCCUGA
Messenger RNA from Tarenaya hassleriana, 909 nucleotides. Its product is annotated as RNA polymerase II C-terminal domain phosphatase-like 4. The record is from RefSeq and is a predicted model, not a curated record. Gene Ontology annotation, molecular function: RNA polymerase II CTD heptapeptide repeat phosphatase activity. NCBI's taxonomy places the organism in Eukaryota, Viridiplantae, Streptophyta, Magnoliopsida, Brassicales, Cleomaceae. Bases 1 to 909 code for a protein of 302 amino acids. The transcript has a single exon.